GAGACUAUUUAAUUUGCGGGAAAUUCGAAAACGCGUUGUUCUUUCUUGGUUUGUUUUUUUUGGACAAUAGUUUCGAAAUUGUUCGAAAUGUUGAGGUUGGGCGUUUGUUUUGUGUUGUUCGUGCAAGUUUUAUGUAGUCCGGUAGAUUUAAAUGAGAAAAAUGUUAGAAUAGCCCGGGCAGCAGACCCACAUUUCCACAAAUACAAAGGUCUUGGAGGUCACGGCUUUGGAGGUGGCUUCGGAUACGGACACGGAGGAGGCGGCUACGAACAAGGAGGUUACGGAGGAGGACCGAUCUACGUCAGCGGUCCAGUUUACGGAGGAGGUCCAGUUUACGGAGGCAGUCCUGGUUACGGAGGUGGAUAUGGAGGUGCCCAAGCACAGGCUCAGGCUCAAGCUCAAGCUGGAGGUUUCGGUGGAGGAUUAGGAGGAGGUGAAGCUCAAGCACAGUCUCAAGCCCAGUCUCAAUCAGCUUCUUUCGGAUUUGGUCCAUUUUCAGCCAGUUUCUCUCAAAGCCAAGCCCAAGCUCAAGCACAAGCAGGUUCAGGAGGCGAAGGCGGACUAUAUUAUUAAGAAAAAAAUCCAGUCAAGACAAACUCUUUUGCAUUUCUUGCAUU
This is a messenger RNA of Sitophilus oryzae (rice weevil), 617 nucleotides long. Its product is annotated as heterogeneous nuclear ribonucleoprotein A3 homolog 2-like. The transcript is spliced from 4 exons. The record is from RefSeq and is a predicted model, not a curated record. Bases 88 to 573 code for a protein of 161 amino acids. NCBI's taxonomy places the organism in Eukaryota, Metazoa, Arthropoda, Insecta, Coleoptera, Curculionidae.